AUGACUACGACCACAACGAUGCCGACUGCUAUGACCUCCACCGACUCCACCCCGCCAAUUACCCUCUACGACAUCAAAUUUUGUCCUCCAGUCGCAAAAAACACCUGCGCCCCAAACCCCUGGAAGGCCCGCUAUGCGCUCAAUUUCAAGAAUGCAAACUACACCACCCAAUGGGUCGCCAUGCCCGACAUCGCUAACGUGCGCCGCGCCGUUGGCGCUCCCGCCGGCCGCAAAUUCGCAGACGGCACUGACUUCUACACAUUACCUCUGCUCACCGACUCGACCACCGGCGUCAUAGUCGGCGACUCCUUCGACAUCGCCGUCCAUCUGCAGCGCGUCUACCCAGACGCUGGCGCCGGCGACCUCUUUCCAGACCAAUCGCUCGACUUCGGCUGCCCGGAGCAGGCCGAACUCCUCAUCCCGCUCUCCAAGCGCGCCGACAACGCCUACGAGAAUUACGCGCGGUUCAAUACACAGAUCGACGGGCUGUUCACCAUGCACGUCGGACUGACAGUGCAUGGGAUGCCGUUCGACCCGGAAACCGCGGCCGAGACGCACGCGGAGUUCGUGCGACGCGCGGGGGUAUCGUCGUGGGCGGAUUUCGAGAUCCACGGAGCACAGCGGACGGCGCUGAAGACAGCGCUGCGGGAGGCGCUGGCGCCAUUGGCGGGCCUGUUCCAGCGGGAUAGCUCGGGGCCAUUUGUGCUGGGCCAGCGGGCGAGUUAUGCGGAUUUGAUCGUGGGCGCAUGGUUGCGGAUGUUGCACCGGACGCUACCGGCGGAUGAGUGGGAGGAGAUUGCGGGGUGGCAUGAAGGCACGUUCGGGGCGCUACACGAGGCGUUAGAUCGAUUUGCGACUGUGAAAUAG
Molecule: messenger RNA, 867 nt
Organism: Penicillium macrosclerotiorum
Lineage: Eukaryota; Fungi; Ascomycota; Eurotiomycetes; Eurotiales; Aspergillaceae
Exons: 1
Coding region: 1-867 (288 amino acids)
Source: RefSeq, a predicted model, not a curated record